UGACUCCUCGCAAGGCCCUGACGCCUCUCCUUCAUCUGAAACCCAAUCAGAAUACGGGCGACGUGUGACGUAAACCGUUUUUGUGUUUUUGUUUUUCGAGGAAAGGUGACAGGCGACGUCAACACAUCGCCACCCGCGCUUUCCUAUCGACCAUCCAGACAGAGUAGGCGGGGCGAACGAGACGCCGCUAAUCCCCCGGCUGCAUUUCCCUGAGGGGUGGAGGGAGGCGGGAUGAAGGACACAAGGACGUGGCCCAUUGGGUAAGGGCGGCGACGGUUAUUUUUUUUGUCCCCGUCGCAGCCAAUCACGGAGCAGAGAUUUGACUGACGGGGGGCAAAGGCGGCUUGGGAGGAAAAAAAGGGCUGAAGAGAGGAAGCUUUGCGGGGGGUUGCUCCACAACUGGUGGGCAUUUCUCUUUGAGCUUACUGCAUGGGAUGGCAAGGGGUUUCCUGGCCCGGACGGUUACCGUGGUUUCUCUCACUGUGACUUUAACUGCUGUUGCUGCUAAGUCUUCUUCCUGCACUUACUUCUACCCACUAUUUCAAGCAGCCAGGAAUCUAGCCUACAGCCCAUCUUCAGAAAGUUGGUUUCACAGCAAGGCUGCUAAAAUGUCGAAUUGUAAAGAUGCAAGAGAAAAUUUGCAUAACAAAGCAAGGACCUCCCCAUAUCCAGGAUCAAACAUUGAGCGCAGCGGAGUUCCCAACGAUAAGGUGGAUUGGUCAACUGAAUGGGAGGAUUACAGCCCUGUGGAAUAUACAGCACAAUCUGUUUUGGCAGGACCUAAAUGGGCAGAUCCAGAAAUUGGGGUGAAAAACUUUUCUCCAAAGUUCAACGAGAAGGAUGGGCAAGUGGAGAGGAGGAGCCAGAAUGGUUUCUAUCACGUGGAAAAUGGGAGGCCCAGGAAUCCUGUAGGCAGGACAGGAUUAGUGGGCCGAGGUCUCUUGGGGCGUUGGGGACCAAAUCAUGCUGCAGAUCCUCUUGUAACUAAGUGGAAGAGAGACGGCAGUGGCAAUAAAGUAGCUCACCCAGCGUCUGGCAAAAGUAUCUUGCAGUUCAUUGCAAUCAAAAGGAAGGACUGCGGGGAAUGGGCCAUUCCAGGGGGCAUGGUAGACCCAGGGGAAAAAUUGUCGGCUGCACUAAAGAGAGAAUUUAGCGAGGAGGCCUUGAACUCCUUACAGAAAACUGAGGCUGAGAAGGAAGAAAUGGAGAAACAACUGAACAGGCUGUUCAGUCAAGAUUACUUUGUGGUAUACAAAGGGUAUGUGGAUGAUCCUCGUAACACAGAUAAUGCUUGGAUGGAGACAGAAGCCGUAAACUACCAUGAUGAAACUGGUGAAGCAAUGGAGAACUUACACUUGGAAGCAGGAGAUGAUGCUGGGAAAGUGAAAUGGGUUGACAUUGGAGAAAAGCUGAAACUCUAUGCCAGUCAUGCCGACUUUGUCAGGCUCGUAGCAGAGAAAAGAGGAGCACACUGGAGGGAAGAUCAUAACCUGGUUUGCCCUGAUGGGGCUGAGAUCAAGGCCUAAACUAAAGCCUAAACAUGGCUGAUAGAAGUUUAGGGAUGGAAUGAGGUGUUAAUACUGCUUUGAGGAAUGAGAUUACUGAUGUAUGGAUGGAGAACCUGCAGCCCUUCAGAUUUGUUGGACUCCAGUUCCCAUCAGCCCCAUCCACCAUGUGCCAAUGGGCAGGGCUGAUAGGAGUUGUAAUCCAACAGCAUCUAGAGUUCCACAGCUUCCUCAUCCUUGUCUUAAAGCCGCAAAGGAUGGGCAGCCAAAUUUAAGCGAAGCUAAAUCCCCAUUAAAUUUUCCAAUGAAAUAAAAUCAGCGUGACUUCUAAAUGUCUAGCUUUGGCUGCACGGUGCCCUCUCUUUUUAUCAAGAAAUAUUGCUAAGGUAUUUGAGAACACAUUCUGCAUCCAUUAUAUGUAAAUAAAAACAUGUAUAAGGGUGUGGUUUUUGUUGAUCAACAGGAGUGUUGAGAGGUAUUUUACAAUUAUAAAAAUUAACAGCUGCAAUCUGUUUUACUUCCGGACAUUGAUCUAAUGUUAUGGAAAUAACCCUUUAGUGUCUGCACUUAAUAUUUAUUGCCAUAAUCAGGAAGCAAUUUAGGUUGCGCUCCUAUGCACUUAAUCUGGAAAUAAACCCCAUUGAACCCAGAGGGACUUGCUUCUGAGUAAACCAUGCACAGAGUUGCAUUGUGUAUCUUUAAAUCAUAAUCUGAAUUAUCUCUUGUACAUCAUACAAAAUAAGCCACCAUACUCUUGUUGUUUUUACCACACUGAUCCUAGUCUUUGUAGAGAAGGGAAAAGAGAUCUUUGGUAUAAUCGCAAAGAAAAUGUAAUAUAGGAUUUGACCCAGGAGCCUAUGAUUGAGGAAACAGAGGGCAAUACAAACAUGUUUUAAAAUAUUUACUGGGAUGAAUGAAACACACCUCUAGGCUUAGCUCAUAUUGGAAUGAAACACUCCAGUAAGCUUAUCUUAUAUUGCCAUUUCCAAUUUUUUUAAAAAGUGGGAUUUAAAGAGCUCUUUUAAUUAUUCUUGUUUCCUAUACUGGCUGAGCUUUCACUGUUUUGGCCACUGGAGAAUAUUCUGAUAUACAGAAACUGGUUGUUUUAGUGUUUGAAGAGAAGCUCUCUGGACUCCAGUCACAGAAUAUUCUUGUUUGAAACCACCAGCAGUAUAGAAACCUGCUUUCAAGCACUUAAUAUUUCCACCACCAACAUGAUUGUAAACUACCUUGGACCAUGCCAUGGCUUGCCCAAAGGUCAUUAUACUUUGGAACCAUCCCCGUAAUGACAAAGUCUUAUCAACAAAUCAAUAAUGCUAACCUUUCAUGCCAGCCAGCUUCUCAUUGGUUAUAUUGUAGCGCUUAGUUUUUUCUUAUGAAUCUUUGGCUAAAGUUUGGGAUGGCUGUUCAUUAUUUACCCUUCUAUUUGUUACGUCAACCUGCCAAUAUUUUCUGAAACACAUAACAAAGCGAUUUUAUUCUUUGACUUCUGAAUAAAUUGCACAGCAGCCACAGUUUCUGGCAUGCCUUGACUUCUGUGUAUGUUAUCUGUUUUUGCUUUGCUCCAACAGGCCCCCAAACACCAUUGCCCAGCAAUCGUUCUUCCAUCCUGGGGUCCUGACUCUGGACAAAUGGGAGGGCAAAAUGCUGGAAUACAAUAUUACUCAAGCCAACAGCACAACUUGUUACCUUCAUCUGCCCCAGCUGCAACAAAACAUGUAUUUACCACAUUGGUCUCUACAGCUACUGUAGGUGCUGAAACCGUCCAGCAGCUUGACCUCAUCCCCAAAGGCACUACUCUGUUGGCUCCCGAGACAGACUGAUGCCAACAAAAGCCUGCCAUUGUAAGGAGAAUGUGUGCUCAUCAUCCUGGGAGCUGGUAUUUAAUCUUUUUGAAUGUGAGAUGGCCUCCAUUUAUUCCAGAAGAAAAAUUAACACAGUAUCAAAUGUUUGGGAAAUGCUGAUAUAAUAAAACCAUCUGGCUCGCACUUUA
Podarcis raffonei (Aeolian wall lizard) is the source of this 3498-nucleotide messenger RNA. RefSeq names its product nudix hydrolase 9 (gene NUDT9). The coding region runs from base 435 to 1526 and encodes 363 amino acids. The record is from RefSeq and is a predicted model, not a curated record. The transcript has 9 exons. NCBI's taxonomy places the organism in Eukaryota, Metazoa, Chordata, Lepidosauria, Squamata, Lacertidae. Gene Ontology annotation, cellular component: mitochondrion. Gene Ontology annotation, molecular function: ADP-ribose diphosphatase activity.